UCCUCUGAGAUUCCUUCUUCUCAGUCGACAGUUAAAAAGACAAGUUUUUCGCUUUGACUAUCAUCAGCCUCUGAUCUCAUUCGUUCUGCUUUCCUUUGAGAGGUCUGUUUUGCCAGUCUCGCACUAUGAAGCAGACAGUGGUGGAUGGAGACGCGCCAUUUCUUCCUUCAGAAAUUAUUAUAAACAUUCUCAAACGGCUCCCUGUGAAAUCCCUAGUCCGAUUCCAAUAAUGAUGGAUGUGACCCUUUGCGCCUACAAGUGCUCGAUUGCGAGAUGCAAGUCCGUGAAGUUCAGAACCCACCUUUGAUUGGUUCCUUGCGGUGCGUUAAAGUCAUCGGUUCUAGCAAUGGCUUGCUUUGUGUUGAAAUCGAGCAGUCUCCUCCUUUACUUUUAUUGUGGAAUCCUGCAACCAGAGAGAUCAGACCGGUGCCUAGAACCAUAACUACUAAUUAUUUUGAUUAUGAUAGCACUGUAGGAUUUGGGCACAAUCCAAUCGUUAAUGAUUACAAGAUAGUGAAAACUUUUGCUGAGAUUGAUUAUGAAAUUUCCUUGGUAGAAGUGUAUUCAUUAAGCACAGGUUCAUGGAAGGAAAUAGAAUUAGGGAACUUAGAGGGUGUACAACUUUUUGGUGAUGCCUUUGCUGCUAAUGGAGCCAUCUUUUGGUAUGGCCUAAGGCUAGGUGUGGAAGAGGAUGGUGAAGAUGAUAUUGAGGUGUUGGUUUCAUUUGAUAUAGCGAUGGAAGUGUUUACAGUGAUACCAGGGCCUAGUCCAAGUUAUAACCUUACUAUGUAUGAGGGGAAACUUGCUGCACUUUCUUCCUAUGGGAUUGGAGACUGUCCAUACUAUCAAUACUAUUUGUUUGAUCUGUGGGUGAUGGAGGAAGAUAUAGGUUCAUCUGGGGAGAGAUGGAGUUGGAGUAAGAAAUAUACUAGCAUCCCUUGUUUACACCAUUUACAUCCUGGGACCAUUUGGAGGAAUGAAGUUGUCAUGUCUGGAAUUGUCGGUGAAAGUGAACAUGGAGUGGAGAAUAAUGGACUAAAACUUGGUCUCUAUCUGUUUAAUGCCACUACGAAUGAGUUUAAGAUGUUUGCCAUCCCUAGACAUAACCCUAUGUGUGAUGUUUUCAACUAUGUGGAAAGUCUUGUAGUGAUAGGAGACAUAGAUAUCGAAGAACCUUCAUCCUGAAGGUCGAUCAUCAUAAUGCAAAUUUACUUUUAUUCAAAUAUUUCCGGCGGAAUCUAUGUUAGUUUAGAUCAUUCUGUACCUUUAAGCUUUGAUGCCUUCUAGAGAAGCUAUUUAGAUCGAUGGAUGUAGACAUUUGAUAUAUUCCCUACUUUAUUUGAUCUA
This is a messenger RNA of Neltuma alba, 1347 nucleotides long. RefSeq names its product F-box/kelch-repeat protein At3g06240-like. The transcript has 2 exons. Bases 274 to 1185 code for a protein of 303 amino acids. Lineage: Eukaryota; Viridiplantae; Streptophyta; Magnoliopsida; Fabales; Fabaceae. The record is from RefSeq and is a predicted model, not a curated record.